AUGGCUGCCCUCAAAUCUUCGCUAUGGAUUAUUGGUUCUAUUAUCACAGCUGCGCUUGGCAUGCAGCUAAAUUGCACCACGAAUCGGUUGGACGUUUGUGAACUUCACAACAUCGUUAUCACCGAAUACACUGAUGUGUCUGAAUGGGAGUUUCCAGAUCACCAUGAUUUACAAUUCGGUGGUUACCCAAUGUCAGAUGACACCACGCUCGUGACAGCCAUAACCAAAGAUGUCGCAGAAAAGUUAACCAAUGCUCAGACAAUCCAAAUGCAAAAUGUGUCUCUAAUGUCAUUCUACCUGUGGGAGCAUCUUCUAGGUUUGGAUGCUGCUUAUAAUUACCUUCCUGAGUUGAUUGUGGAACCUGACACUGUGUAUAACCUGAAAUCUCUAAACCUGAAACAUAAUCGCCUUCAGAGCAUCGAUUUCAUAAAAGGCCUGUACAAACUCCGUGACCUUGAUCUAAGCAAUAACUACUUGGAAAAGAUCGAUCUUUCCAUCUUUGAUGCAGCCAAAGAUUUAACCACAUUGAAAUUGUCCCACAACCGCAUUCGAAUCAUCACGACCGUUGGAGAUUUGCUUCAUUUACCGCGCCUUGCCGUGCUGAUGCUGAACAACAACCAAUUACACAUUCUGGACGCCAGUCAGUGGCAAUUUAACGUUCUUCAGGAUCUGUUCCUGUCCAACAACCGGCUGUCCUACAUUAGCAUGUGUGAAGUGCAAAGUUCUUUCCCCCGGCUCCAGACACUCUACCUGGACGGCAACAAUUGGGAAUGCUCGAACCUUAAUAAUACCAUGGCUCAGUUACACCAAUCCAGCAUCAAGGUGAUCAACUAUAGCGAUCACAAUUGUACGGCAGCCGUGGAAAACAUUUGCUGCUUCUAAUCUUUUCUAACAUCUUCGGAGGUCACUACCGCCGCCGGUUGUCAUUUCGGUUGAACCGGUCCGGGUGCCAACAAACGACAUAGUUAUUAAACCGAUAAUAAUCAUCCAUUCGGAAU
Sabethes cyaneus is the source of this 998-nucleotide messenger RNA. RefSeq names its product oligodendrocyte-myelin glycoprotein-like. Bases 1 to 882 code for a protein of 293 amino acids. NCBI's taxonomy places the organism in Eukaryota, Metazoa, Arthropoda, Insecta, Diptera, Culicidae. The transcript is spliced from 2 exons. Gene Ontology annotation, molecular function: protein binding. The record is from RefSeq and is a predicted model, not a curated record.